Molecule: messenger RNA, 3012 nt
Organism: Aspergillus candidus
Lineage: Eukaryota; Fungi; Ascomycota; Eurotiomycetes; Eurotiales; Aspergillaceae
Product: DNA-directed DNA polymerase POL5
Exons: 5
Coding region: 91-3012 (973 amino acids)
Biological process (GO): regulation of DNA-templated transcription
Cellular component (GO): nucleolus
Molecular function (GO): rDNA binding; transcription factor binding
Source: RefSeq, a predicted model, not a curated record
GCUUCCCCAUGUACAGCCAUUGAAUUAACCUCCAUCCAACACAUCAUACAUACACUGAGGGAAUCAACGACCAGAAAAAGUUCAUCCACAAUGCCCCCCUUCGGUGCAUCCAAAAAGCGGCGCCGCGAGCUCGCCAACGUCAACACCCAGCUCGUGGAAAUCUACGAAGACCUCGCUAGCGAGAAAGACGAGAUCAGAUUAAAAGCCGCCCAGGCGCUCGUGUCGCAGUUCACGCCGGACAAGAACGCCUCGGACGAGCUGAUCAAGAAGGCCCUGCAGCGGCUCUUCCGCGGCCUCUGCAGCAGCCGCAAGGCCGCGCGCAUUGGCUUCUCCAUCGCGCUGACAGAGAUCCUGACGCAGGUGUUUUCCGCGAAGCGGGAGGACUCGGAUGUCUCUGUGGCGGGUGUUAUGGGGAUUUGGGAGUCGCAGUCUAGUUCUUCGGGGAGUGAGUCUGGUCAGGAACAACGGGAUCAUGUCUUCGGCCGUCUAUUCGGCGCAGAAGCGAUCAUCAAGUCGUCGAUCUUGUUCAAGCCCCAGGUGCCGUUCACGGAGUGGACCAAGCUUCUGGAUCUGGUGUUCGGGCUGGCCAACAAGAAGCCGUGGAUCAGAGAGGAGUGCGGCUGGAUCAUCUACCGCUGUGUCUAUGAGCUGUCGACGCAAAAGGCCGAAGCCAAGUUCGUGGAGAGCGCUCUGGAGCGCCUGUGCUCGAACGACCUCGCUCGCACCCCGGAGGGUGUGUCCGUCUGGCUUGCGGCCAAGGACCUGUUCCCGCAGGUGAACUUCCCCAGCAAGGUGUGGAAGCAUGACGAUCCACUCGACGCCAAGGAGCGGAGCAAGCUGGCCAAGGUCAUGAAGGAGUCGUCGGCCGUUGACCCCGAGGAGGAGAAGCAGGGCAAGCCCAAGUCUUCUGGGGUGUGGAACUCGAAGCUUCAUUUUGCUUGGGAUGCCGUCUUGGCUAGGUUGGCUGUUCCCACCAAGUCUAAGGGGUCGCGUCUGGGUUUCGCGGACUUCUGGGUUGAGGUUGUCGAUAACGGACUAUUCGCUUCCUCCUCUUCGGACGAGCGCAAAUACUGGGGUUUCCUCCUCUUCGUCAAAGUCAUCAACGAGUGUCCCCCAGAGCAGGCUUCUCUGGUAUUCACCAAGAACCUCGUCGGCUGUCUCACGAACCAGCUCGCCGUCGAGGAUCGCUUCCUGCACCGCAUGGCCGUGAAGGCGACCAAAGCCCUGCAAACGCGCGUCUCCAAAGAGCCCGCCUUCGCCGCAGCCUCCAUCAAUGGCCUCCCGGCAAACUUCGACCAGAUCACCAAGACGAAGACCGUCGAGAAGAUGGCCGUCGAAGCCAACGCCGACGCUCUGCGCCAGAUCGUCCCGCGGCUGGAACGCCUCAUCGCGUCCCCCGACACAACCGACGUCAAAGCCGCGGCGUCCAGCCGCCAGUUCCUCGCCGGCCUGCUGUUGAGUAUCGUCCGGUCGCGGGCGUCAGCCAGCGACGCCGACGACGCGCAGGACGUGCUCGAGCAGAUCCUCUUCACCUUCGUGCGCUUCGCGUACUUCAGCGCCGCCGAUGACGCCAAGUCCGGUGCCCAGCCGCCCUUGACGCAGCAGACGCAGGAGCUCUUCCGCAGCAGGAUCAACUCGUGUCUGAACAGCUUGAUCGCGCAGCAGAAGUACGCUACGGAUCUGCCCUACGCGGUGGUGCGCAAGAUCCGCGACGGGGCCAAGUCCGGCGAGUACGGCAAGUUCAUCAUCGACAUGGACGAGACGCUGCGUGAGUCGGUGAAGAGCGCGUUCAAGUCGCUGAAGAAGCUGUUCAGCAUGGACAAGAAAGAAGACGGCGGCAUCGACGCCUUCAAGCUCCUCUACUCGAUGACCAUCCUGCAGGUAUACAACGGCGACGCGGACGCCGUGUCCAUGCUGGAGGAGCUGGAUUUCUGCUUCUCGAAGAUCUUCAGCGACAAGAAGUCCAAGAAGGAGGAGAAGUCGGACGCGACGGAUGCGCUCGUGGAAAUCCUGCUGAGUUUCGCAGCCAAGCAGUCGCAGCUUUUCCGACGUAUGAGCGAGCAGGUGUUCGGGGUGUUUGCGGAUAAGGUCACCGAGAAUGGGCUGGAUUCGUUGAUUUCGAUCCUCGAAGCGAAGGAAAGCCUCGCGGGACAGCAAGAAAUGUUCGACCAGCAAGACGAGGAGGGCGACGAGAACAUGAUGGACGUUGACGUAGACGCCGACUCCGACGACAGCGACGUCGAAGUCGUCGAAGCAGCCUCAGGCUCGGACGCCUCAGGCUCAGACGACGACUCCUCCAACGACUCCUCCAACGAAGAAGACCCCGAAGUCGCCAUCUUCGAAGCCAAGCUGGCCGCCGCCCUCGGCACACGCCGCGGCGACGAAGACCUCGCCGCAGCCGACGACGACUCCGGCUCGGACUCCGACAUGACCGACUCCGCGAUGGAACAGCUGGACAACCAGCUGGUGAAGGUCUUCCAAGCGCGCCGCGACGCCAACAACCACAAAAAGGACAAGAAGGACGCGCGCGGCAACAUGGUGAACUUCAAGAACCGCGUUCUCGACCUCCUCGACAUCUACGUCAAGAAAUGCCACACGAAGGUGCUGGCUCUCGACCUCCUCCUCCCCCUUCUGCGCCUCACGCGCCGCUCCUCCGUCAAGCAAGUCUCCGACAAGGCCGCUGCCGUCGUGCGCGAGUUCGCCAAGCUGUGCAAGGGCACGGCCGCCGUGCCGCGCGUGGACGAGCUGGAUCCCGUAUGGGAUCUGCUGCGGUCUGUGCAUGCUGAGGCGUCGCACAGUGGGCCGGCUGCUCAUGCGGCUGCUGCGAGCCAGGCGAGUUUGCUGCUGGUGAAGGUCGUUGCCGCGAGUGAUAGACAGGCGCUGGGCGGUGUGGUUGAUGUUUAUGGGGAGACGAGGAAGAAUCAGCUGUUGAGUCGGAAGAGCCAUGUGCAGCCUUCUUUCUUUACGGAUUGGAAUAAUUGGUGUGUGUCGGCUAGCAAGCAGAAGGAGUGA